Molecule: messenger RNA, 4204 nt
Organism: Porites evermanni
Lineage: Eukaryota; Metazoa; Cnidaria; Anthozoa; Scleractinia; Poritidae
Source: the annotation of a GenBank genome assembly
GUGUCAAGAUGGCGUCCUUUUAUUCCGAGCGAGGCAGCUGGGAAAACAAAGCGGGUAGCGAGGAAUUAUCUUUUGCAGUAUUCCGAAAGGAUUCCUCAAAAGACUGUUAGUGCAGGUAAGUUUGUACUUCAUCUAUUUAUUGGGUAUUUUAGAUGUUCUUCACUUAAAUAUCUUUUGCUGUGAAAAACGAAUUUUGCUAUCGUGAUUCAGUCCCCAUUGAAAGAUACAUUUUUAAGUCUGCCAGGAAGCAUAUGCUGCGCUUACCGUUGAAGCGUGUACCUAGUUGUUCUUAAAGUGCUCUUUUAAAAAUAAAUAUUCCUUAUUCAUUGCUCAGUGUCAGUGGUUAAAGUUCGUUUCAAUUUUGCACUAUCAAGAGGUCGAAAAAGGAAUUAGUGCAUCUAAUAUAAAAAGUUCAAACAAUUCCCGGCCUUUGACCCGAGUAGACAGAAAGGAAAUUGAGUGCCUGGCUGAUCCGCCCUGGAUUGCUGACUGGAGUGGUUGUAUAUGUUACAGGUCAAAAUUAAAUUCAGGUUAAAUUUUUUAAACUUUGGUCGAUUCUCAAUUUCGAACCAAUUUCCUUUGUCUCCUAGCCUACCCCGUGAGUAGAGGCUACAUUUUCGCAGUAUGAGCUGGCGUGCGAAAAGUACUAAUUUUAUUCAUGAAUUAGGGCUAGGAAAUAAAUAAAACUGAGAAUUGACCUAGGUUAAAAAAGCUUAAAAACUUUUAUCUUGCAUUUAAUUUCGACCUGUAACAUAUAACAAAAUGCAAAUUAAUUAUCAACAAACAAAAUAGUUUUAAGUGUCAGGAGUGCGCUUAUACAGGAGUCAAUAAAGUAUAUUGAUAUUGGAGCGGCCAGAAACAUCACUGGCAGAUCCAGGGGAGGGGCCCGGGGGACCCGCCCUCCCUUAUUUUUAGAACCAAACUGAGGCCUAAAGGGUGGAAAAAAUUUUUUUUGGAGACCGGCCCCCUCAGUAUCCCCCCCCCCGCCCCAUCUCAAGGUCUGGAUCCGCCACUGAACGUUGAGUUUGUUAUACAUGUAAUUUAAGUUAAAGUAGACUGAUGGAACUGGAUUUAGUCUUGAACAUUUAUUGCUACUCAGUGUUACAUGCCUGUUUUUCAGCAAUCAUCACGCAAUUUUUAAAUUGCCUGAUGGUGUGGAACUUAAAAGUUCCGCAUUUUCUCAGGGCUACAAGGUCUGGUUUUACAUGCCACAGUCAGGUUGCCUAAGAGGCUUCUUGCCUGAAGUUAAAUUAAUUUGAAGCUGUUGCUUUACACUAUGCAAUCACUCUCUUUAUGUUACUUGUCGCUUUUAAUACACAUAAUGUCCUUCCAAGACAUUGUGGCUACAUGUUGAAGCGUAAAUUAACUGUGGGAUUUGAGCGACAUCCCAGUGGGGGAACUCAUUUUAGGGUAAAAAAUGUUUUAAUAAUUUUUUUGGGUGACUUAUGGUUCAUUGAUGAUUCAGUUCUGUAGCCUGAAUAUUCCAGAUAAUGAUCAUUAGAGAAGCUGUUUUUCAGUGGCUCUGGCACAAUCUCAUUGCCAACAGCCACUAGACAUGUACAAAGUUAUGAAUCUUUAAAAGAAAUGUUUGAAAAAUGUUUUCUAUUUUUUAAAGAAAAGUUUUGUUUUAAAUUAUUAUUAAUGUAAUUCAAAUUAUCUUGACAGCUAAACAUUCUAAUGCUUAGUUGCACUGUAUAAAUAAUUGAUGUUUUAUUAUUAUUAUUAUUGUUAUUAUUAUUAUAAUUAAUGAUAUGACUUACUCUUUUUAAGUACUAUUAAAGUUUAUAAUGAGGUCAUUUCUAUGCACUGGGAGUAACCCCGCUCUCUACUUUAAACUUCCUUCUCGGCAUUUUCUUUUGGGCAAAUUAUUUUUGUAAUAGAAGUCACUUGUUUGUCCACAUUGCUAUCCUAAUCCUAGUCAAGUGGUCUUCAAUUUACUGCGCUUUUCACAAACAUGCGAAUUGUGAAGUUCAAAAGCCAACUGACGAUUGCAUUUUUCACUGCUGUCAAUCAACUUAACGGACCUCUUAGGAAACAAAACUUUACUUUAACGGGUUGAAAAGGUCAUGGUUUGUGAUUUGUGAUUGGUGGAUUUCGAUCCAUUUUGUGUGUUUUUGUGUUUCAAGGUUCGUUGCUUGUGAUCGUAAUUAUGAUUGACGGCAGCAAAAAACACAAUCGUGAAGGUGGCUUUUGAACUUAAGAGUUUGCAUUUUUGUAAAAAGCUCAGUAACAGUCAUAAACAACUUGGACAUCUAACUUGUGCAAAGGGGAAGAUACCUUUUGAACCAUAACCAUACCCAUGAUUCAGCCACACAGGUUUUAAGCAAAAUGUAAAACAAAAACACAUUUUAAAGUGUCAACUUAAAAAUUGACUUGAAAAUUCCAAUGCCAGUUGAGGAGAUAAGACAGGAACCAAGGCAUGACCAAUUAGUGUAUUAAGACUUUUGUAAUCAAACAAGAGAAUCACUAAUAGUCAAGUAACAGGAACAGUAUGGCAGAUGCCAGGCUACGGCAUGCUGAUAGGUAAUACAUGGAUAUGUAGCUUCUACAUAUGCCCAAACUUUGGGAGCUGAUAUUUUUCAUCAGGAAUAGAAUGCAGCAUUAGGCAGCAUUAUGGGAAGUUUUGUUUCUUUUUGGCCAGACUGUAACCAGAAAACAGGUUGACUAGCCUCAAAGUGGAUUUUUCAGCAAAAGUUCUAGGAAUAAGUAAGUCUAAGUGGCUUAUUGAUUGGCCAUUACCAGAACUUGGUCAUUAUGUUUGGAUACCACUUAGCAAUGGUUCACUGGAUGGCAAGCCAUUCAAGCGUUCAUUCCAAUCACAAAUCUUUGAAUGUGUUUGAGCAAAGAGUUUCUCUAUUCUUCUCUGUUGAAAAUUAACCAAAAUGACUGGACUAGAAGACUUAAAAGAUAUUUGAAUUAACAUAAGAAGGCUUCACCCGAUCCCACUCAUAGCUUUGUAAUCUGAAAUGCUUAGAUGGCUGGCCAUUAAGUGAGCCAUUGCUAAGUGGUAUCCAAUCACGUGACCAAGUUCUGCAUAGGGUUAAUUAUCUACUUAAAAUUAUAUUGCAAAUUUCUUAAAACCUUGCACCAAUACAAUAAGGGUGGUGGCUAAUCAUGCACAAUAAAUGAAGAAAAUAAGGAACCUCUAUGUACCCGUGUAACAAAUGCAGAUGAAACUGUUGCAAAGAACUGAAAAAAUAGAUGUAAUUAAUGCCAUGAAUUAAAGUUAAAAGAUUUGUCUUUUAAAAAAAUUGACGAGAAGGUGCUACCUUUGUUAAAUGUCUGCAAAUGGUUAGACCUUGUUGGACAUUAAGGACAAGAAAAACAGUAGGCCAGGCUGUCUCACAGUGCUUUUACUGAUCUGAUUCUGUGGGUCGCAAAAGAACAUUCAAUCACUGAUCACUUAGCAAAUGGCAUCAUCUGUCUCAAGGCAGCACUUUUCUUAGAGCCAAACUCAUUUGUGUUGGUUCUGCCAUGUUAAUGCAGUUAAACUGUUCUAAAUCAUUGUUUUCUUUUUAUAAUAAUAAACUUAGUGUAUUUGUAGGGAAACAUGUACAUGUAGUUAUCUUGAAAGAAUCUAGGUACCUACAUUACAUGUUUUUUAGGUUCUUGGUUAUAACAGGUGAUGAUAAAUAUAAAAUUCUCCAUUUUUUGUUUAUGGUGGUAAUGAGGGUUACCGAAAAUGCUUCAAUUACCUUAAAUGUUUUCUUUUUGUAUAAUUUUCAUUUUGCUAGUUGUGUUUUACAUCUCAAACUCAAACAGAAAUUAUAAUAAUAAUAAUAACAACAACAACAACAGCAAUGAUAAUAAUGAUGAUAAUAAUACUAAUAAUAGUUAAAUAUGCAUGACAUCUUGUUGUUAAACUAUAGCGCAAUUUGUAAAAGAAAAAUAGUGUUGCAUUGCUGACAUGACGAAGAGUACAUGUAUCGAUUCAAGGAGCCUUUGAAAAGUUUAUUGAUAGUGGUCUUCUUUUUGCUUUCUCUUUACAGGGAAAGAUACCAUGGCAAAGCAGUCUGAUCACAUAGUUGCUCUCACUGACAUCGCCAGUGGUAAUGAAAUCGGUAAAAAUGAACCAAUUUCAGUGAAAUGUGAAGAGGAUCCGCUUGAGAGUGCCGAAGCCACUAAAAAGUCAAAAGGUUGUAGGCAUGAAAGAAUCGAAACCGUGGGCAGUGAUAUAACGGAAGGAUCAUCAAAGGUGGAUCAG